AUUCACUAACACAUACAUACAUAGAUGUGAUCUAAUAUACAGCGUCAUCAAAUUUUAUACAGGCACACAAAUCAAACUGUUUUCGUAUUUAACUACCAAUUCAUUGACCUAAAUAAUAGUAGUAGUAGUGGUAGUAAUAGUAGACAUUGUCAUUUCAUUUACCUGUAAGCAUUGUGUUUGUGUGAGGGCAGGCAACAAUUAUUAUCAUUAUUACUGUCGUAAUUAUUUUAUGCAAAACUGAAUACAACAGUUAAUCCCACUGUUACGACCGAAAAACUAUGGUGGCUAAAGAUUUUAUUGAACUUUUCGCAAAAUUCAACUAUGCUAAUCGUGUUGCAGUUGAAGAUUUCUCAGAUCGAUUGAGUUUAUUCACGGUGGUUUUGUUCUUGAUCGCUUGUAUAAUUGUAUCGGCCAAACAAUACUUUCUAAAUUCAAUCUCAUGUUACAUUCCUGUGAAACCGACUGGUGAAAAUUAUAAUUCAUAUUUAACUGAUUACUGUUGGGUUCAUGGAACUAUUCCAUUGAGACCUGAUGAACCGAUGCCAACUACACCAAAAGAAUGGGAACAAUAUGAUCAAUUAAGGCGUAUAAGUAUGUUCAACCUUAUUGUGAUAACUUUUUUUUCCUAAAUACGUAUGAAUGAAAACAGUUAGUGCGUAAUUUAAUAAUCAUGGUUUUACAGUUUUCCUUUUUGUAAAUUUCCUCUAUAGAUAAAUGAUGAAAUAAACUAAACUUCCUCAUUUUAUUAAUUUCUCAAAACAGUUGCUUUCUGGCAACCCUAUUUUAAUCCCAGAUUAAUAUAUAUUUGAGGAACAUUUAAACCUCAAGCAGCAUUCCGCUCAUACUAUUCGAAAAUUAAAAAGAACGCAUCACCUAGUUCCUGAGUUCAUAAAUUCAUUAAUAAAGUGCAAACUUGAUGAACAAGUGGAUUAAUUUCAACUUGGUUGACUUCAUAGGUUAUGACUUAUCAGAAUAUUCAUCUCCACUCUCCAUGUAUUAUCACUAGCAUGAAUAUCAAGGAGAAAAGUGGCUAUUUUCUGUUGUAGAGCUGUGGAAUAUGAUCAGUAUUAUCUAACAUAUUAUUGUGAUUAGUGAUUGAAGUUUAGGAUUUCAACAAGACAAUGAAAAUGAUGAUUGACUUUAACUGACUGAUAAUUCUCAGCUACAAUUUGUUUACUGAAUUAACAGACUAACAUACUAGAAAUUUCAACUUUGACGUAGUUUUUGGUAUAGUAGUCCAAUCAAAGUCUUCAACAGCGUUUUAUGGGUGUUAAUUACUUAGCAGUUUUUGGUUGCAUCUUGUGGUUGCUAGAAAUAGGAAUCAGUACAUGUUUCUUUCUGUGUAGGACUUAUUAGCUGAAUCUAUCAGUAUCAAUAUGUGUUUUUCAUUAAAACUCUCUUAAUUCAUUUGCUGAAUGGUUAAAACUCUUGUAACCUAGUUGUUUGAAACUUAGUCUUCAGUAGGAAGGAUGGUAGGUCAGUUCCAAUAUUUUUUCGUAUAAAUCUUUUCAUUAUAUAUCCUUGAACCACGUUCUUAAAUUAGUCUCUCUCACUAUCAUUAUAACUACAAUUACUCAAACUUGUUCGUUUCAUCUCGUCACGGAGGGUCCACCUAGCAAAGUUGAGAAACCCUGAUUCCAAACCAAUGGUGCAUAUAGGCUCCAGCAUCCGAAAGGAACAAAUGGUGCAUGAACCAAUAGUUGGUUACCGGCUACCGUGGGACUAUAUCUCCUGACGCUGCUCCACUGCCUUGUGGAUCGGACCUUUAGGUCGAAGGCUCCAGGUGUGGUCCCCUGAGAAAACCACCUGUUUCGGCCUGGGCACCCGGACAGUAUCACAGCCCACACACGAAUCAAGUGACUUAUGUGACGCAUAUCUAUUUGGUGCCUCCUUGUACAAAUGUUUAUGUGUUUAAAUAAUAAUAAUUGUCUGCAUCCAAUGGUUUACAUUACUAACUUCAACCAAUUCCCGAUAUUGCGUUACUAUUCUUCAAUGACAUUAAUGGGUAACUAGUUCACAUCAGACAUAAAACUGAAUAACCCGCGUACAAACAUUUAACCAAAUGAAAUAUACGACUAACCAAGUCCUAUAUUUCCAAUUGAUUGACUCAAUUUUAUCACUAACUAGUAAAUGAUGUACAUAUAUAUAUAUUUCAUUAUUGACCAAAACUUACUGUACUUUAGCUAACUAAACUAGCCAAUUGUUUAACACUGAAUGAAGAUCAUAAUUUAAAUAUCACGAUUCAAUGUUUUCAAUUAUUGAACGCCAACUUCCAAUUUUAAAAAAAUUUACAUAACAUUGUUUUAUUUAUUUGUUUGUUUGCUUUAACCAAAUAAAAAAUUACACUUUUGAGUAAUUAUUCAUGUUGCAUCAUCUAAGUAGUUUUAUUUUAUUUAAUCAGUACCUACUUUGCAUAUUCAUCUUUCUCUGUAUCACUGGAGUGUAUAUGUGGUAAUUUAAUUAACAGUUCCGAUACAAUAAUGUAUUUAAUUUAGGUAAUUAAACAUAGAUAAAAUAAGGUAGGUACAACAAUAAUUUUUCAGUUUAUUAACCAAAUAUGAGUGUUUUUAGUACCCAGUUGAUCAAACCGAAGUAGGCUAAAUGGAGUUUCAACUUGUGACCUGCUGAUUGAAAACUAAAUUACUUAACCACUAACCACAUCACUAUACUAACUAGUGUGUUUAUGUGAUCAGCUAUAUAAAUGCCCUAUUCUUACACAGGUUUUUAAAUGUCUAUGUAAACAUUAUUCAUUAUUUCACUGAAAAUAUAACACAGUAGUUGAGGAAUACAAAAACUAAAUCGUUGGUGAAAUCAUUUCAUUUAUGAUGCAAUGUAAAAACUUAGAUGUAUAUGUGUGCCGGAUUCUACAUUCCUUAUAACCGACUAACUGAUACUUGUGUCAGGAAUCUCAAUGGUAACAUAUAGUUAUUAUCGUUCAUAUAAUGUUCUGUUAAUUUUAUUAUUUGCCGAUAAGUUCCCUAAGCAUAUAUGUAUGUGUAAGAGUAGGUUGGAAGAAAGCUAGAGGCGGCCAGACCAAAACAUGGCACAAAUCCAUGAAGUCACUGACAAGUGGACUGAGCCAUGUUGGUAGGUGUAGAUAACCUGGUUGGGAUCCGUGAGACAAUGGCAACCGAUGGUUAGAGACCUUCAAUGACAUGGCUUAAAAUUGUUUGCAAUGGCGAGGGUGCAUCCAUUCUUUGUGUUCUCUCAGAUUCUAAUCUUCUGAAUUCUUCAUGUUCCCUAUUUUUUCUCUUUCCAAAUUUAUUUUACUGGAUUAUACUCAUUGAAUAACAUUUCCAAACCCUAAUGUUUCCGAUUACUACUUAUAAUUUUACUACCUCUACCCGUACGGUAUUUGAAUGGACAAUUGUAUCUGUGUGUUAAUAUGGCAUGGCAACUCGAACUGAUGUAUGUACGUACGAAGUUCUACGCUGUUACUGACUAACUAUAUAGAUGCUUGUUUCUAAAUUUCACUUUGUAAUCUAGAAAAUUUGGCCGAUUACUUGGAUUCAUUCAUUUAAACAUUGUCAAAUAUUUGUAUAGUAACUUUGUUGCAGUUUUUUCAACUAUUCGUCCAAGGGACGUGAUACAGAAUACUUAAGCUGUUCGAAUUUGAACUCCUACGGUUAACAUUGGCCUGAGUAGUCGGAUGUUAUCAGUACUAAGCUGUACAUUAAAACUAAGACUCCAUUUGGAUAAAUAUAUGUUCACUAAUUUAUUUGUAUUGAUGUACAAAAACAUUUGUUUCGGGUAAUCAAAGAUUUCAAUGAUGUGUUCAGUUUGAGAAAUGUAUCACAAAUCAUAAUAUUUGUUGAUUUUUAAUUUGCAACAAAACGUGGAAGUUCUAGGUUACACUUCAAUAUUUGUUAAGAGUACAUAGGGUGCUUAGUUGCCUUCUAUUUUAACAGGUACACAUAUCAGCUAAACGUAUAUUUGCCCUCGAAUCUUACUGAAGGAUACACAAUUUAUUUGCAUUUAACCGUUUUUGCUCAUCAAAAUUAGAAAUGAAAGUUUUUCGGAUAGAAAGUGUUGCCAGUGUCAUAACUUAACGUGCAAUAUGCAUAGUGUAAUUAGCAACAACUGGAAAUGAAAUAUAUAUGUACCAGGUUCCACAGUGUUCAUGACCGACUAGUUGAAUAGUAGGACCGUUACUCAUUAACGAACUACAAAUUUCUAUACUCAACUUUGAGUCUCAUUUUCAUAUUUGUGGACCGUUGAUACUAGUCAGCUACCCAAAAUAACUUAGGUAGGGCAGAGAUCGUACCUACGACAUAGAGGUUAGAAUUUGAACAGUAGCACCACUACAUUUGCUGCCUAAACAACCUAACUGACCAUUUCUACACAACAGCUUUUGUAAAUCACAAUGCACAUCUAAUGAUGCCAAGGGCUGGAAUAGAGCAAAGGAAAAAUAAAGCUGUGAACUACUAAAUAAUUUGUUAUCCAUGGGGUUAGCCUUCUUUUAGAAUAAAAUUCUUGGCUAUUAUCAGUACCAUGUACUGAAAGUUAUUGUGGUAUACCUAUGACGUGUUCGUUAGUAUACGAUCGUAUUUACUACUGAGUUGCUUAUUUUAAGAUUUAAUUAUCUUUCUUCUCGUUUGUAUAAGUUCUAAACUCAAAACUUCUUAUAUUCUAUAAUGUAUACGAAAAUGUUUACCUAAAUUAAAAUAAAUUUAAGAUCCUCAAUCAUAGUUCAGACAAUUCGAAGUUGACAGUCAAUUGAUAAGCUCUUUUGGUCUUUUGCCUUAAAUAUCAUAAGGUCUAUUAUUUCUUCUUAUGAAAAGGCGGAUUAUAAAUUAUCUUGCCCAGGUAUUUUGACUCAGCCUCACAACCUCUCUCGUUUCUUUUUUUAAUAUAGGGUCGUCGUAUGAAUUUAACUAGACGUGCAUAUGACAUGUGUGGUAUAUGUGUUGUUAGUAAACGACUUGGAACAUGUCUGGUAUUUUCAUAUUUAUGUGUUAAACUCAUAACAAUUAUCAAUGCAAUUAUGCAAGUAUAUUUGAUUCAACGUUUUCUUGGUUUUUAUGCUGAUGGAAGCGCGGGACAGAAAAGUAUGCAAUUAGGGAAACCAUACGAAGCUAGCUCGGCAGUUGCAGCGAUGUCGAAUCAAGAAAAUGAAGAUUUAGACGGUUUCGGAUUCGGAUUAACUGUUGCCAACCAUAUACGUGCUGGACGUGAUUGGCCAGAGACAAUUCUAUUCCCACGUGUAGCUUAUUGUCGUGUCCCAGGUAUUCGUUUAGUCGGUGCUGAAAAUGCUUAUACGGCACAAUGUGCACUACCGAUAAAUAUGUUAAACGAGAAAAUUUAUAUAUUUUUCUGGUUUUGGAUCUGUUUCCUUAUAGCUGCCAGUAUAUUUAGUUUAAUAUUAUGGUUAGUAAGAAUGAUUAUCGCACCAAGACGUAAAGAUUUUAUCAAACGUUUCUUACGUAUUAAAGGAAUACGUUCAAGAACUGGUCAGGAGAUUACGCGCGCUGAUUUAGACGAAUUCAUUGAUGAUUACCUUCGCCGAGAUGGUGUAUUUUUAGUACGUAUGUUGGCCAUCAAUGCUGGUGAUGUGAUCACAUCUGAAAUUGUUAUGGCUUUAUAUGAACAUUACAUAGAUAAUGUUUAUUCAGUGGAUAAUACCCCACAGAAAAGUUUAGAGAAAGAACCAUUGAAAGAUGGAUCAGGUAUACCAUCAAAUUAUGUGUAAAGUUAUUCUUGUGUUCUCUCGUAUAUAUGUGUAUUUUUUAAUCCAUAACUAUUGCUCAUGAGUAUAUAGUUGCAUUAUAGCAGUAUUACAAACAAUAGUAAUAGUAUCUUACUAGGUAAAAGCUUAGCAUGGAGGUGUACAACACAAAACUGGUUUUUCCAGAUAUAACAAAUCUAUUUUUAAUUCUUGUUAUGGUUGUCGUUCGCACAGUUUAGAAUUUCUUACCACUUUUGUAAUGGUUUAAUUUUUAUAUCAACGAAACAGUAUCACUUUUACGCCUACUAAUACUGAUUUCAAAUGCCUUACUUUUAUAAUGGUUUUUUUAGCUUUUAUUAUUAUUACUAUUACUAUUAGUAAUACUUUUAUCAACAAGUUUUUGAACAGUAUGUACGUGAAGAUCUGGAUUUGAUUGACCUGUUUUGAAACUGUGUCUAUUCCUUCUUUUUAUAACUAACUUUUAUACUACUAUUACCAUAUAGUACUGUUUUUAUUGUUUUUAUUAUGCUUACGAUUAAUUACUACCAUUAUUAUUAUUCGUAUCUACCUUCCUUUAAAAACAACAAUUUAAUUGUACUGAAAUGAUUGCGAUUCUGAAAAUUUUUUCUACACUUUUGUGGCAAUUAAUAAAAAUAAAGGAAUCUGUUGGGGCUUA
Messenger RNA from Schistosoma haematobium, 6341 nucleotides. Its product is annotated as Innexin inx2, variant 2. The coding region runs from base 4865 to 5689 and encodes 274 amino acids. Lineage: Eukaryota; Metazoa; Platyhelminthes; Trematoda; Strigeidida; Schistosomatidae. Gene Ontology annotation, molecular function: gap junction channel activity. The transcript has 3 exons. Gene Ontology annotation, cellular component: plasma membrane; gap junction. The record is from RefSeq and is a predicted model, not a curated record.